This is a messenger RNA of Spodoptera frugiperda (fall armyworm), 852 nucleotides long. RefSeq lists its product as uncharacterized. The transcript has 2 exons. The record is from RefSeq and is a predicted model, not a curated record. Lineage: Eukaryota; Metazoa; Arthropoda; Insecta; Lepidoptera; Noctuidae. The coding region runs from base 196 to 831 and encodes 211 amino acids.
UUCUGUCACUUUUACAAAUUUUUUGACAAAUAUGUAUUUUUUAUAAUCCCUUUUACAUGUUUUGAUAUUUUUUUUUAUUUUUACACAUUUUAUAUGUAUUUUUACAUUUUUUCAAACAAAAUAUUGUUGAACCGAUGAAACUAAGUGGAUACAAUACCAUUCUACCAACACCAGUCACCAGAUACGUAAGGAGCCAUGUGUCGCACAGUGCAUGCGGUGCUGUCAACUGUAAUAUGCGGCAUACAAAUGUUAGUCAGGGUCUUCAUGACCCUGAUUCUUAUGAUAGAAAACGUCAUAAGAAUGCUUCUACAAACAUUGUAUAAUUUUAUAUCAUUCGUGUUACAAAUGAUAUCAUUGAUACCAAUCUGUCUAGUGUUCCUGCUGACGUCUAGACUUAAAUGUCUAUUUUGUGGCGGCGGCGGGGGCUGUCCCGGCAACAGAGGCGGCGCUGCCGACUGCCUUAUGUCAUUUUUGGCUAUUCUUAUCAUAUUCUUUAUAUUCAGAGCUACUGGGGUUCUUGAUAAGUUAUUCUACACUCUAGGCUAUACGAAAUAUGGAGCUUCACUUACAUCUUUAACAAUGAGGACAGUAGCAGCCGAUGCUAGAUUUGUACCAACACCAGGAGAAUCCGCUUUCUGCUCUAGAAACGACUCUGGUGGGCCGCCAAAAGAGCUACGAGAAUUCAUUGAUAAGUUUGGAGCUAGCCCAAGAAUGAACCUCGUAUCUGCACCGGAGACAACGACUUGGACAGACACUGACACGGGUACAACAUAUACCGUAGCGGAGACUCGAAACAAUAAUUAUACUACAGUGAUGUAUUACUUGGUGUGACAAUACAAUUGGUACAACUUA